Molecule: messenger RNA, 1928 nt
Organism: Drosophila persimilis
Lineage: Eukaryota; Metazoa; Arthropoda; Insecta; Diptera; Drosophilidae
Gene: bip1
Exons: 4
Coding region: 272-1567 (431 amino acids)
Source: RefSeq, a predicted model, not a curated record
GGCCUGAGGCACGGAACGGCACCCAGCGUUAAUUAAGAUAAGCCAUGCCAUUCGAAAUCAAAGGAAUUCAUCUGAAAUUGAAUUUUAACGUGUUAAAAAGCCCCCAGUGGAAAAUCGUCACACUGAUAACAACGGCAUUGAGCAGCGGAUAGAGAGAAGCGCGGGUAUUCAACUUAAGAGUGCAGCUUCGGUGCAGCAACAGACUGAGAGAGAUAGAGAGAGCGUGAGAGAGUGAGAGAGCGAUUAGGAGGAGGAGGAGUAGUGCAACAGAAUGACGAGCAAUCUGCAGAUAAGCCAGGCAAGGUCCCUGCAUCCCAGUGCCCAGACUUGGUUGGCGGUACCUUCGAGGAUUUGCCUGAUGGGCUGUCAGGACGUGAAGCAGUCGGAGCUGCGUCGCUUUCCAGUCAACGAUGCCCAACGCUGCAACCAUUGGCUUCGGCAUUUCGGUGUGAGCGAUCAACGUGUGGAGAAGCUUGGCGGUCUGCAAAAGCUUCGCAUCUGCUCCAGGCAUUUUCAGAAUAUGGCCAAGACGCGCAUCAAGAUGACGCCGCUGCGCAAAUCCAAGGCCAUACCAACGACAACAAACACAACAGAUACAAAUACUACAGGAGGAGGAGGUGGAGUAGGAACAGUAGGAGCUGCAAAGCCCAUUGUGGAUAACAACACCACCAUACAACUGGUUAAUAUCCCCAUAAGAGAUCCACAGAAACCGCAACAGGCCAAGAAAUCGGUGACUACCAUCACCCCCGUGCCUCAGCGCUCUCACUCCAUCUGCUCCUCGGCCUCCAGCGAUGUGCAGUCCAUCAACUCCGACUACGAGGUGGCACUGCCACUGGCCUCCCUGGUGGAGUCGUCACACAAUGGAAAUUGUUUCCUGGAGAAUGGAACUACUAGCCCGAAAAAUGCCAUGGAUCGCCCGGAGAAUGGCCAGCCGAAGAAGCGGAAGCUCUACUUGAUCACUGAGAAGUCGGACGAGAAGAACGGCCAUGAUUCAGAGACGAAUGGCCAGCCCAAGAAGCGAAAGAUGUUCGUCGUCGUGGAGCAGGAGAAAGAGUCCGUGCCCAAGAAGCUGAUGAUUGUCAGCGACAAGCCACAGGACAAUCUCACCCAGCAUUUGGAGAAGCUGCUGCCCCAGAUACUCAACCGCAUUCAGGACAAGGAGCAGAAGCAGGCGAAGCCGCCUCCUCUCGCAGUGACAGUGAAGGAGAAGCCGGUGGUCCACAGGCCACACAUUACAUUGCCGCCCAAGAAGAAUCCCACAAACUUUGUCAAAAUGGAACCGGACUCGGUUCAAGCCACAGUCUCCGUUGUAGCUCCACUGCCGCCACCUAUUCAAUGUGUCAAGAUCAUAAAGUCCGAGAAGGAAGAAAAGGCAGAAAAGGAGGGGGAGGCCACAAAGAUGAUUUCCGAGACCAACAUUAAUCUCUCGCCCGACUUUCGCUUCCUCAUGAAGAUCUUGCCGAAGUUGGAGCAGUUGCCCGAGCCGCACAAGCAGGACGUGAAGCGGUCUAUUCAGAUCUUCGUGGAGAAGAGCUACAGUAUCUAUGGCAAGAAGAAUCAGAUAUAAGAACAUACAUAUAUACAUAUGUAGGUAUACAGGAAGUAUACUCGUCCUAAUUCUAAUAUUCGUUUGGUCAAGUUCCCCAUUUAUUUGAGAAAAGGCAUUUUUAAUUACGUUGUCUAAGACUGAAGCAGAACCAAUUUAAUUUUAUAAGCAAAUCAAAAGCAGAGCUGGAACAGCCAUCUCAUCCCCCAUUAGGAUGUUAAGCAGACCAAAAUUUGAUAUUACCCAAUCAAAGACAAAAAUGGGUACAUUUUGAGAGAACUAAGCCAUACACAAGCAUCUAAGCAUACAAGACAGAAAUGUUAAAUUAUUCGAGAGAAACAAUUUCUAUAUUGAAUAUAAAAAACCGUUUUAUUGAGCACAA